Messenger RNA from Australozyma saopauloensis, 3411 nucleotides. It is a transcript of the gene TAF145, whose product is annotated as Taf145p. Gene Ontology annotation, biological process: transcription by RNA polymerase II; RNA polymerase II preinitiation complex assembly. The record is from RefSeq and is a predicted model, not a curated record. The transcript has a single exon. Gene Ontology annotation, cellular component: transcription factor TFIID complex. Gene Ontology annotation, molecular function: TBP-class protein binding; histone acetyltransferase activity; RNA polymerase II general transcription initiation factor activity. NCBI's taxonomy places the organism in Eukaryota, Fungi, Ascomycota, Pichiomycetes, Serinales, Metschnikowiaceae. The coding region runs from base 1 to 3411 and encodes 1136 amino acids.
AUGUCGGCCCAGUUAGAGGAUUUUACCUCCCAGCUAGUACCUGGUGAUGUCGACGUUCCAGAUGAUAAGAUAAUUGACGACAUUUUCGCCGAAAAAGUCACCAAACACGCGGCUGACGCCAUUGACUACGAAGACAUAGAUGAACUUGCAGACGAUGAACUACCCGAAGAGGAACCCCUCAUAGACGAACAUGAACAAGCACCGCUACCUCUGGGAGUAACUGUGGCCGAAGAGGAGGACCUACAGGUGGCAGCGGAUAACGAGUUUGAUGAUAUAUUUGGAGGUGAGGAAACAGAGCAGAAUGCGCUUCCACAAGACUCAUAUCUACAUAAUAUCGGUGGCGACAUCCUAGAUGGGUCUGACGGCUUGCAUGAUUUCGGCGCCUCUGCUGGUUUUGAGGACGAUGGACUCCACGACAUGGGCCUAGGGUUCGAGGAGGAAGAACACUUUACUGAGCCUACUGUUCCCAAAAGCAAAAAGCGUAGAUCACCUGAAGAAAUUUCAGCACGUGCACAAAAGUUACAAAAGCUUGUUGCCAACAUGGAAAUCUCCUACAAACCUAGAAUGUUGGCAAAGUACUUUCCAACCUAUACCCAGGAUAAACCCUUCAACUUUAGCACAAUAAUUCUGCUGGAACCGAAGUUCUUCAGCUAUAAGCGUCCUGCAAUUGCAUUUAAAAGCCACCAAAAGGCUCUCAUUCCCCUUAAACUCACACUUGAAAUCGAACCUGACCAAAGGAAGGCUUUCAAGUCAAAGCGCGGCUUGGACAGCAUGCAGACCACUACGAAGGGAAUACGGUCUAUUUCGGCGGAAGAUAUGGAUCUCAUCGAAGAACUACAGUCCAGAAAUGACCUACUAAGCAGGAUUGAAAUGGUACCACUUCUAGCAAAGCAGGGAGAGGAAAGUGACAAGUUUAUCGAAUUCGACAAAGACUUGAUAUUAGCAACAGCUGAUUGGGAUGAUCAAGGUAUUUUAAGUGCGGGCGAGUCUGAAGAUGAGACAUCCCUCAAUGACAAAAAGGUUUCUGAGGCGUACGACUCCGGAGAGCUUUCCUACGAUGACGAAGACAUAUUUAAUGGUAGCGUCGCCAGAGAUACGCUACAGUUGAACAUGAACGAUCCUAAUCUCUUAUUCGUACCUGCUUCAAAAAGAAAGGACAACGCCAAAUCUAAAGCAGUCAUACCCACUGACAAUAAGCUUUUGCAGCUGAAGUUCAACAUAUCCAAUGAUAAAGCUUAUGAAAUUUUGACCAACAAUUAUAACGCAAAGGUGAGAAGUCAAUUGAGUAACUUGAAUAUCGAGCAUUCCGUUCCUGCCAUGCGACUUCAAACACCAUACUACAAGAUCAGAUUGUCUAAAGAAGAAGCCAGAGCUUUUCAUCGUGCUCGUUUCCAAGUCCGUCAAGGUCUGUUGAUUUGCUUUUCGAAAGUGAAGAUGAGAAAGAAGAAAAAGGAUCGUGGAAAGACUUCGAAGGAAAUUUUCCGCAAAACCUCAGACUUGACAGCAGUGGACUCCUCUACAUUGAUCGGUAUGGAGUACUGUGAGGAGAAUCCUAACAUCCUUUCCAAUUUCGGUAUGGGAAGUAAAAUCAUCAACUAUUACCGCAAAGAAAAAGAAGAAGACAGCUCUCGUCCAAAAGCUCCUCUUGGUGAAACUCAUGUUCUUGGAGUUGAGGAUAGAUCGCCAUUCUGGAACUUUGGUCACGUCGCCAAAGGUGAUUUUGUGCCCACAUUAUACAACAAUAUGAUGAGAGCACCUAUCUUCAAACAAGAGCCAAAGCAAACAGACUUUUUGCUUAUAAGAUCGCAGGGAUGUGGAAACCACCAGAAAUACUACCUCCGUCCAGUGGACCACUUGUUUACAGUUGGAAAUGUUUUCCCUGCUGUAGAAGUUCCAGCUCCUCAUUCCAGAAAAGUCACUAACACUUCCAAAAACAGAUUGAAAAUGAUCGUUUUCAGAACUAUGAACAAGAAUGGCAACGGACGGUUGGCUGUUAAAGAUAUUGCUCUGCAUUUCCCUGACCAGAACGAUAUGCAAAAUAGACAGAGACUCAAGGAGUUUAUGGAGUACAUCAGAAAAGGUGAUGAUCAGAAUUAUUGGAAAAUUAAGGGAGUUGACACAGUGCCAUCUGAGGAGGAGAUUAAGGCAAUGAUUUCGCCCGAGGAUGCAACACUUCUCGAUUGUAUGCAACACGGACAACAAUCUUUGGAUGACAUCGAUACUCUUUUCGGCGAUGACAACAAGAAAUUUGAUCCCAAGAAAGACAAGAAGGAUCGCGAGAAAGAAGACACGGAACUUGAGAAGAAAGAUACCGAGAAAAAGAGAAAGGAUAAAGAUGUUGAUAUUGAUGAGACUAUUGAUGAGGGCUUGACGCCAUGGAGCUCAUCGCGGAGUUUCAUUAUUUCAAACCAAACAAAAGCUAUGCUUCAGCUCAAUGGUGAAGGAGAUCCAUCUGGUAUUGGCCUCGGUUUCUCUCUCAUUAGAGCUACGCAAAAGCACGGGUUCAAACCACUCAUUCCUCCUCCUAAAGAAAGUGUUCCAAAAGUAACAAAUGCGUCCUACCAACAAAAACUUUAUGAGAGUGAGAUUAAUAGGAUCUGGUAUGCUCAAAGAAGCUCCUUAACUGUUGAUGAUACCGAGGGUCACACUCUCAACGAUAUCUACAAGGAGUACAAGCCUAUCAACCAUCUAGCAUUCAUCAAACAAAAGAUUGAAAAAGAGAAAGAGGAUAAAAUCAAAAGCGAGGGUGCUCAAUCCGCAAAUCAAAAUGUGUUAAAAAUCACAAGACAUGUCCGGGACCAAAAUAACAUUGUACAAAGAAAGGUUGAGUACAUUCAUGAUCCACGCCUCAUAAAAGCAUACAUCAAGAGAAAGAAGCAAAUUGAAGGUGACAAGAUGUCCAUGGCAGACGUUAAGGAGAUCAUUCCAACAAAUGACGCUGAAAUGAACAAAAUUCGUCGUAAGGCUUUAGAGGUCAAGAUUGCAAACUUGACCAAAAGACAAAAACUUAGUAAGGGACGUAAACCUAACAAGGAUCCUAUACACCUUGCCGCCGCUGCCGGUGGCACAAUCAUCAAUGCUAACACCGUUUUGUUACCUACAGGAGUUUAUGCUAUAGGUGGUAAAGGUAUUGGUAAAGGAAAAAGUAAAACUCGACGCUGCGCGUCUUGUGGUGCUUUUGGUCACAUCCGUACCAACAAGUCGUGUCCAUUGUACUCACACACCAAAGGAGGAACAGUGCAAAUUCCUCAAGAGCAAAAGGAUAUUCUCUUGGCGGCCGCCAAGGAAAAGGCUGGCGUGGAUGCUUCAAGUGGGUCUCCAUCGGUCCCUCCAGAAACAUUCGAGAGCGUUGGUGCUUCAGGCCCUGGAGAUUAUUCGACAAAAGAAGAAACACCGGUGAUUGGCGAAUAA